Cryptosporidium muris RN66 is the source of this 1089-nucleotide messenger RNA. RefSeq lists its product as uncharacterized. NCBI's taxonomy places the organism in Eukaryota, Apicomplexa, Conoidasida, Eucoccidiorida, Cryptosporidiidae. The coding region runs from base 1 to 1089 and encodes 362 amino acids. The record is from RefSeq and is a predicted model, not a curated record. The transcript has a single exon.
AUGAAUAUCUUAUCUACCGAGCUGCCUGAAAAGUGGUGCGACUUUAAGAAUAAAAUAUGCAAGUACUCUCCACCAUCAUAUUUCAUAUCUUAUCCACUUUAUGCUGCUCAACUUCGUGUGGCAUGUCGGCCUUAUAUGAAUAAAGGAAACAAGUUUAGGAAGGACUCUUAUAAUUCAGAAAUUAAUGAUAUACUUUCAAAUGAAAAAUUGGCACUUUCCCUCAACCCAGCUAAUGUAAUUUCUAGUUAUAAAUUAUUGAAGGCAAUAUAUAACCAUGAAGGAUUCUGGGGUUUAUACAGGGGCUAUAUUCCCUCACUCAUUUAUGUAUUUCUAAGGGAUUGGAUUAAAAAGCACAUGGUAUACUUAGAGGAAUAUUCAAAUAGUAGUAAAAUAUCUAAAAUAAUUGGGACAUACUCUAUAUAUUAUUUUCCAAAAUAUAUUGCUGAAAUACUAGCAUACCCUUGCCUCACUAUAGCUUCACAACAAACUAUAUUUGAUGAACCAAGUCUUAAAGUACUUGGAGGUAGCUUAAGUAAGAUGGAAGAUUGCCAAGUUAUACCUGGUAAUAUUACUAAUUAUCUAUCUACACCUACUAAAAGCAUCCUUUCACUGAUAUGCCUUUCUACUAAAUCAGAACAUGGUUUACUUUCACUAUGGAAUGGAAUUUCAACACAUCUUGCUUCAAAAUUUAUUGAAGAUACAGUCAAUUUGUUAUCCAUGAAAUUGCUUUCAAAGGUUAAAUAUAAACUUUUUGAUGAGAAAGGUUAUAAAAUAACAGAAAAUGAAACAAAUAAAUUAGAAAAGUCAAAUAAUGAAACCAGUAAUGCACUUCAAAGUUUGAAAUUUGUGAUAUGCCACUUUUCAGCUUCCUUAGUUUCACCUAUUACAUUCAUAUCAAUAAUUCAGAGAUGUCAAACUGAUACUCAUUGUGGACUAUGUAGAACUGAUAUAGAUGUAAAACAAAUCCUUAGCAAUAUAAACUGGAAAUCAUAUUUUAGUAACUUAGCAAUGUAUUCACUGAUAUUUAUAGCCAUGCUUGGUGAAAAUCAGUUUCACAAUAUACUAGCUAUACCAGAUAUUACAGAGUAA